Acanthocheilonema viteae is the source of this 732-nucleotide messenger RNA. Lineage: Eukaryota; Metazoa; Nematoda; Chromadorea; Rhabditida; Onchocercidae. The record is from the annotation of a GenBank genome assembly.
AUGUCUUAUGGUGCGGCCGUCGGUUUCGUCACAAUUCUCCUUCUCUUCUCUUCUUUAUCAUUGUCAAACAGUAUGUCUGUGAAAGCGGUAAAGGGUUUCGAUCGACGGGCGAAAGAAGAACAGUGGUUAGCAGAUAGGAAUCUGUUUUUGGAUAUUGACAAUGCCCGCUCGGACACUAUCGACAAUAUCACCGAUGCCUUCCUUAGCAUCACAAAGAGGUUGGUGAAGACUGGUCAUUUGAUGAUUGAAACUAAACGUCGUUUGAUGGUGUUUACCAAUGAAGUUGGCGAUAUGAGUUAUGAUUCGAAGUGGGCCAUGUUGGGUUGGCUUGCUGCUAUGUUUCUCUUUCCCAUCAUUACAGCAGCAGUCGUAGCUGUAAUUAUCGCUUUGUUCUUCCAAAAUGAACUUACCAACUUGCAAAUUUUUUUGCAUACUCGUUGGGAUGUGGACGAUAAGCCUGAUAUCAUCACCGAGUGCAAGGCAAAGCAACGUUUGGGUAAUUUAGCCAUGCAACGUUUGUAUCUUAAAAUGAGUCGACAUCCAGAGAGAUUCCUCCCAAAACAGGCAAAACGUGAUCCAGAAGCAUUGAUACGUGAAAAGACCGAACUAACACAAUUAAAUGAAGCGAGUCACGCGGAAGCACAUGUUCCAGGCAAAAGCUCGUCGCAUACCUUGGUCAAAAUGUUGUGUUUAGCAAUACCUGAUAUGCUCUAUUUUCACCAGCAAACUUAG